AUUCAACGGUCGUCCAGACCAGCUAUUAGACAUAGUGGUUGAGCCCCAGACCCACACAAAACUCUCACCGUUGGGCCGUUACGCUGGCAGACGGUUCCAAGCAUCCGUGCAAAAAGCUUGUGUGUUCUUCGGGCGCUUCUGGCGGUGAAAGUGGGAAAAACAGUUGGCAGACUGACUGACUGACUUGUGGAGGAAAAAAUAAGCAAGUGUACGCUACAGUUGCCGGGCUGCGCAUCCAUCUUAAGCGGCCACUGAGAUUGAGUGAGUGUUGUGGUUGGUCCUAUGCAGUGGUUUCUGGUGUACUUUGCGAUAGCUCUGCUGCUAGCGUUCCUGUAUCGGUGGUGGGUCGGUAAACCAGUGCUUCCCAUCCAAAGAUAAAAAAAGAUCUUCUCCAAAACCACCAUCAUCUUCGCUUCGUCCGCUUGUUUGAGUGCGCCACCGGAGUCGGUCACGAUCAGUCGGCUUACUACCAUCACCGCUAGCACGCGACCGGCAGGAUGACGAAGAAGUUUGAGUUCAACUGGCAGAUCCCGGUGCCGGAACCGCUCCUCACCGGAUGCGUGUUCGAUCGCUGGACGGAGGAGAAGGACAACAACGAGCUGGAACCGAACUGCACGUUUAAGGUGGACGAGUACGGGUUCUUCAUCUACUGGAAAAGCGAAGGCCGGGAAGGUGACGUUAUUGAGUUAUGUCAAGUGAGCGAUAUCAGAGCGGGCGGAAUGCCGAAGGACAUGAAGCUGUACAAUCAACUGUGCAACAAGCACGGCGAAAAUGUGGAGGAAAAAUCUCUGACCAUCUGUUCCGGCACGGACUACAUCAACAUCAACUAUCAGCAUGUCGUCUGCCCGGACGCAGCAACGGCCAAGAUCUGGGUGGAUGGUUUGCGCAAAAUCACCCACAACGGCAAGGCCAACAAUUUUUGCCCAAUGACAGCACUCAAAAAGCAUUGGAUGAGAUUGGGCUUUCUAGUCGAUCCGCGUGGAAAAGUGCCGGUCAAGGUGGUUGCUCGAACAUUCGCCUCCGGCAAAACGGAGAAACUAGUCUAUCAGAUUCUUUCCGAUCUGGGUCUGCCGAGUGGCAAGAACGACGUGAUCGAGAAGGCUGACUUUACGUUCGAAAAGUUCUACGAACUGUACCACAAGAUCUGUCCCCGUAACGACAUCGAAGAACUGUUCCGGUCCAUCACGCAGGGCAAAGCGAAUGCCAUCAAUCUGGAUCAAUUUAUCAACUUUCUGAAUGAAAAGCAGCGCGAUCCCCGGCUGAACGAGAUCCUCUACCCGUUGUACGAUGAAAAGCGAGCGCUCGAGAUUAUUACCACGUACGAGCAGAACGAUGAAGCACGGGAAGCGAAAACACUCACCAAGGACGGCCUGAUUCGGUACCUCAUGUCGGACGAGAACGCGCCCGUCUUUCUCGACCGGCUCGACAUCUACAUGGAUAUGGAUCAACCGCUGUCGCACUACUACAUCAACUCGUCCCACAACACGUACCUGUCCGGCCGCCAGUUUGGCGGCAAAAGCUCGGUCGAGAUGUACCGGCAGACGCUGCUGGCCGGCUGUCGGUGCGUCGAGCUGGACUGUUGGGAUGGUAAGGGCGAGGACGAGGAACCGAUCAUCACGCACGGCAUGGCCAUGUGCACCGAUAUCCUGUUCAAGGAUGUGAUCUACGCGCUGCGCGAUACCGCGUUCGUCACCUCCGACUAUCCGGUGAUCCUGUCGUUCGAAAACCAUUGCUGUAAAUCGCAACAGUACAAGCUGGCCAAGUACUGCGACGAGAUUCUGGGUGAUCUGCUGCUGAAGGAACCGAUUCAGGACUUUCCGCUGGAACCGGGCGCAGUGCUUCCACCACCGUCCGCCCUCAAGCGCAAGAUCCUCAUCAAAAACAAGCGCCUAAAGCCGGAGGUGGAAAAGAAGGAGCUCGAGCUGUUCCUGCAGGGCGAGUUCGUGAUUGAGGACGAGGACAAGGAGGACGCGAGUGCGGUACCGGUCGAUGCGACCAAGAUUGCAGAACUAGCGGCGCCGGCGGCGGCCGCCGUUGCACCGGUGGCAGCCGCAGCCGCCUCGCAGGACGGUGGCGAAGAGGCGCCCCCGAUCCAGUACACCGGCUCCACGACCAACGUCCACCCGUGGCUGUCCUCGAUGGUGAACUACGCGCAGCCGGUCAAAUUCCAGACGUUCGACUACGCGGAGAAGAAAAACGUCCACCACAACAUGUCGUCGUUCGCGGAGACGACCGGUAUGAAUCUGCUAAAGUCGCAGGCGAUCGAGUUCGUCAACUACAACAAGCGGCAGAUGUCGCGCAUCUACCCGAAGGGCACACGGGCCGAUUCGUCCAACUACAUGCCGCAGGUGUUCUGGAAUGCGGGCUGUCAGAUGGUGUCGCUCAACUUCCAAACAUCCGACCUGCCGAUGCAGCUCAAUCAGGGCAAGUUCGAGUACAAUGGCAACUGUGGCUAUCUGCUGAAGCCGGAUUUCAUGCGCCGAGCGGACCGUAGCUUCGACCCGUUCGCGGACGCCCCGGUCGAUGGGGUGAUUGCGGCGUCCUGCGCGGUGCAGGUGAUUGCCGGCCAGUUCCUUUCGGACAAGAAGGUGGGCACGUACGUGGAGGUGGACAUGUACGGCUUACCGUCGGACACGGUGCGCAAGGAGUUCCGUACGCGCAUGGUCCCGGCCAACGGGCUGAACCCGGUGUACAACGAGGAACCGUUCCUGUUCCGCAAGGUAGUGCUGCCCGAUCUGGCCGUGCUGCGGUUCGGUGUGUACGACGAGAACGGUAAGCUGCUCGGGCAGCGCAUCCUGCCGCUGGACGGUUUGCAGGGCGGGUACCGGCACAUCUCGCUCCGCACGGAGGCCAACUUCCCGAUGUCGCUGCCCAUGCUGUUCUGUAACAUUGAGCUGAAGAUCUACGUGCCGGACGGGUUCGAAGAUUUCAUGGAUGCGCUGUCGGAUCCGCGCGCGUUCAUGGGUGCGGCGAAGGAGCGUUCCGACAACAUGAAGGCGAUGGGUAUCGAGGAGACGGGCAAGAAGGAGAAGGAAGAUCAGGCCCGCAAGGAGGAGCAGCGCGUAACGGAACCACCGCUCGUGUUCGACCCGAUCACGGUCGAUUCGUUGCGGCAGGAGAAGGGCUUCCAGAAGACGGCCAAAAAGCAGCAGAAGGAGCUGGACGCGGUGAAGAAGAAGCACGCGAAGGAGCGGGCCGGCGUGCAGAAGCAGCAGAACGCGGCGAUCGAGCGGCUGAUCAAGGGCAAAAGCAAGGACGAGAUCAAGGCCGAUCCGGCGGUACGCAAGCUCAUCCAGGAGCAGAACACCCAGUGGACGGAGAUGGCCGAGCGGCACAAGAAGGAGGAAUGGGAACUGCUGAAGCAGCAGCUCGCCGAUCAGCAGGACAUUCUGCGCAAGCUGAUGGAAACAACGCAGGCCGCGCAGAUGAAGCAGCUCGAGGCGAAACACGAGCGCGAGAUUAAGGAGCUGAACAGCCGCCAGGCAAAGAUCUCGGUCGAAACGUCCAAGGAGGUCGCGAACGACAAAACGCUCAAGACCAAGGGCGAGAAGGAUCGGCGGCUGCGCGAGAAGAAGCAGAACAACAUCAAGCGGUUCAUGGACGAGAAAAAGACUGCCACCAUCAAGCAGAAUCGGGAGAAGGAAAAGCUGAAAGUGACCCACGACAAGCAGCUGGAGGAGUUGGCGAACGAUGUGCAAAAGCUGUCGGCUAACGGCUGUAAGCUUAUUAGUAGCGGCAGUAGCACUAGCAUUAAUGUCGAUCAAAAGUCAACCGGCGCAGACAGCAACGCAUCCAUACCGGCGGUGGUAACGGCGGCGCCCGUCCCAUUUCGUAGCUUCUCCACCAUUCCACCACCGUCCGCGCAGCAUCUGAUCCGAUUGAACACGAUCGAGGAAGCGAGAAAGCGCGAGGAAGCGAAACAAUCCGACUGUCCCUGCAUUUGUUCGUGACGACUGUUGGUGUGUGUGUGUGUGUGCGUGUGAAAAUGUAUCACCACCACCAGUUUCCUUCGGUCCACGACCACCACCAUCACCACCGGCCACAAACCCGCGGGUGCGGUGGCCCGUCCCCGCUGUGGAGUGCCAACGUGCUCUGGUUCUCGAGGAAGAAGCUUUACGCGUGUAGUGCCAAAUGCAAAAGAAAAGUAUUAUUUAGUAAAUCUCAUCGAAAUGUACAAAGUGGACGAGGAGGAAUAUAAGCUGGCAUCGAAGUAUGAAUUUUUCGCCUAAAAACCUUGCACACCUCGACAAGAGCAGGGCAACAGGACGCUGCAAAAACUACCGCCCAGACAAACACAAAAACCCCAAGCACGCCCCACACGCCUCUCGUGGUGGACCUUCAUACCGUGGAUUGAAAGGAAGUGGGGCAAGGAGGCCUCAAAGGAACAACCGAAACACAGCGAUAGAAAUUGUACACCCUAGUAGACGUAUAUAUAUAUACACACACACACAUAUUCAUUAUAAAUCUAAAGAGGGCGAGAGGGAGAGAGAGAGAUAUGCAGACAGACGUAAUUGGUGAACUAGAGUGGGAACAAAAAAUUGAAACGUACCAGGCGCCUCCAUCGAUGUUUCGGUCCGUUUGCAUAUUAUCGCACGUUGCGUGCGUCUCUUAUGUUAUGUGUGUGCGUUUUUUUAUCUCUUUAAUUUUUUUUAAAACGUUUUCCCCCACCCCGCUAUCUAUUAUGUUUUAUUAGCUUUACGUUGUUACAUUUCCUGUCGGUUUGGGGUUUUCUCCAGCUGCAAGUGAUCACCUAUCCUUUAAACCAUGUCAAUUGAAGCCAACGGCGUGUCGUGGGUUGUUUUUGUUUCGUUUUAACUUCCGCUCCCCCCCCUCCCCCCCCCCCUUUUAUGCAUGCAAAGCUCUUGCCAUCUGCGCCGGCUGUAGGGGUGGCCCAAAACCAAGCGGGAAACCCGUUGUAUUAGAAUAAUAUACAGGGUAAACGGUAAUUAAUAAGGCAAAACAUCCCGCAACAAAACCAAACAGAACGUUUUUAUCUGGAUAGCAAUGUUACUACCACCACCACACUACUAUUAUGAUUACUACUACUACACCGUUUAUAUCAAAAGUACACGCGCGGCGGUGUGUUUAAAAAAAUCGAUGCGAUUCUAAUGGUCCAAUACUGUUGCAAUCUGAAUGAGCGCGUGCAUGCGUGCGUGUGUGUGUGUGUGUAGUGCGGCAAACAUUAAGCCUAAUAUUGCAAAAGGGAAUACACAUAAAUAUAUAUAGAGAGAAGAAUACUAGAAGAAGUAAAUCGUAGUGAUAAAGUACAGAACAGUCCUGUUCUGUGCGUAUGUGUGCGUGUGUGUUUGUGUGUGCGUGCGUGUAUGUGUGGGUACUAUUAAUUACAUAUAAAAAAAAACCCCACUUAAGAGUUAAGCAAAUCACAGCAAGACAAAAUUACCACAAAAAAAAACCAACAAAACCAAAUCGCCAGUAACCAAACUGAUCUGCUGCUAUGUGUGUAUCGUUUCUUUCCAUUUUUACGAUAAGUAAGAGGGCUAGCAAAAGUGGUUUUUCUCCGGGGGAGAAAAUAAGAAGAUUUUGCCCGAGAAGGUUUAAAGAAAGAUGGAAAAAGACGACAAAAAAUGAAAACCGAACAAAAUAAGAAAGCAAAACUGUGGAUGAAAGUAAGGCUGGCUAGAGCUAGCAAAAUCGGCAACGGUAAUCUUAGGGCAAUAAUAUUAAUUAUGGCGCAAGCAACCAAAAAACCAAAAGUGAUGAGAGAAUGCAAAUGAUACCAAAUGAGAACCCACUCUAACACACACGCACACACACACACACUUACACUAACAUACACCAUACUUCAUUGGCUGUAUCUGUUUUUUUUUUCUUUUCGUUUGUGAAAUAUGCACGAGAAGACGACGAGGUAAUGUUUUAUCACUUUUCUCGAUUAGAUCGUGCGAUCGUGUGUGUGUGUGUGUCGGGGAAGGAUUAGAUCAUAUAUAUCUUUAAUUGCUGUUCACUCACUUAAGAGUGAGGGGGGGAGAGAAAGCAGCAACAAUGUUAGAAGAAGAAGAAAUGAUUCAAGGAAAACAAUCCUAGAACAACAACCUCUCUCUCUCUCUCUCUCUCUCUCUCUCUCUCUCUCUCCUCCACCACCCGUUUGUAUCUGUAGAUUCUUGUAGUCUUAACCAACGAAUGAGAGUCAUACUUAGUGCCUACUUCGAAUGCAGCUACCGAACGGCUGCGAUCGUAACCUUGCUUUCUCCCAUCCUCUUACGGGAAGUGGGCGGAAAUCGAUCGAUCGUCGCUGGUGGUUGCAGCUCGAAUUCGUGUCCUUCCGUCACAAUCACACACACACACACGCACACACGCACACAGUUAGUUCACGCCAAACCACACGCGCGCACACACGUCCACUCAUAUGCGCACACGCGCUCUAUUGUUUUAUCACUAAAGAGGGGAAAGGAAAGGAGAACCCAACCUGCGCAAGAACAGAAUGCGCCGAAAACACGGUCUAGUCGUUUACGUUUUAAGAGUAUGGUUAUUAUAUAUCGUAAGAGCAAACAAACAAACGGGGGGAUGGGGACACGCAUAUACACACACAUAUAAACUGGAAAAGCAAAAAGUGGCGACAAGAGGAAACAAAAAGGAACAAAAAAGGGGGGGGGGGGGGAGGGGGGCGAUUAAAGCUGUGCUAGUAUGAAUAUAUUUAUAUCAUUCCGAAGUAAAACACAACAAUGCCGAAAGUGGCAAAUGAGCGAACAGCAAGCGAAAAUGCGCGAAGCGAACAGCACGAAAAGGCAUGAAGAAGGUGGUACGACGUGUGUGUGUGUGUCGUCGGGUGAGUCUUUUGUUAAGUUUUCAAUGUUAGCCACAGAGAGAGAGAGAGGCAGAGAAAAGAAGAGUAGUGAACAAUACAUACAUAUAACAACACCGACAUACGAAUUAUGGCGAACCCCACCUCAUCCACCCCUCUUCACGUCCGUUUUCCCAUGUUCCGUUUCGCCUGUCCCCGUGUUUAACGUAACGUCAUUCUCCUUAGUCUGUGUGUGUGUGUGUGCAAAACACACCACCUGCCUGCUGUUCGUUUCCCCUUCCCCUGGUAUUUGUCAAUAUAGAGGUAAUUGUAAUUAUUACACCAGAAGAAGAGAUCAAGAAACAGCAACUGCUAGAACAACAAACAAACAGAACAGUAAUAUGUAUCAUUAAUAAAAAUGAACUCUAUUACGAUAGCGAAA
This is a messenger RNA of Anopheles stephensi (Asian malaria mosquito), 7181 nucleotides long. It is a transcript of the gene norpA, whose product is annotated as 1-phosphatidylinositol 4,5-bisphosphate phosphodiesterase. Gene Ontology annotation, biological process: lipid metabolic process; phosphatidylinositol-mediated signaling. The record is from RefSeq and is a predicted model, not a curated record. Gene Ontology annotation, molecular function: phosphatidylinositol-4,5-bisphosphate phospholipase C activity; calcium ion binding. Bases 498 to 3950 code for a protein of 1150 amino acids. The transcript is spliced from 12 exons. Lineage: Eukaryota; Metazoa; Arthropoda; Insecta; Diptera; Culicidae.